AUGGCUCUGGAGCUUGUUGUUGGUAUCGACUUUGGAACCACGUACUCAGGUGUGUCCUGGGUCGUCAACGGUGGCACCAAGGACAUAAACCUCAUCAACGACUGGCCAAAUCCUACGGGCUCCAACGCGAACACAGAUAAGGUCCCUACAAUCGUAUCCUACAAGAAUGGAAAGCCCAUCAACUGGGGCUACGAAGUCGACACUGAUAAGGAAGUGAGCGUAUCUUGGUUCAAGCUACUUCUCGACCCCAAGCAAAAGGCACGCGGUGACGCCCGAGCAUUGAGCGCAUGCCGCGAAACACUUGCGGACCUAGGAAAAUCAGCUGAAGAUGUAGCCACUGACUACUUCCGCUUCCUCUGGCAGUACACAAAGAAAACAAUCGAAGAUAAGAAAGGCGAAACAUGGGAGUCAUCCUACACACUUAAGCUUGUAAUCACCGUCCCAGCUAUUUGGAGUCAAAUCGCAAAGCAAGCGACCCUCAACGCAGCAAAGCGAGCAGGCUUACCGAAUGAUAUUUCUCUCGUCACGGAACCAGAAGCUGCAGCAUUGGCAGUCCUGAAGGCGAAGGAAAAAGAACCAGGUGAACUGCAGCUCCACGACUCGUUCGUGAUAUGCGACGCGGGUGGAGGCACGGUCGACUUGAUCACAUAUAAAAUCACGAAGCUUGAUCCCCUACAAAUCGAAGAAGGUGUUGCCGGUGAAGGCGAUGGCUGCGGAUCUGUUCAUCUUGACGUCGCUUUUAAGAAGUACAUUCAGAUGAUUGUUGGCGAGAAGCAAUACAACAGUCUCAAGCGUAGAGCUAAGUCGCGUAUGCUUCGCGAAUACGAAAAUGGUCUCAAACGCGCCUUCUCUGGAACGGACAAGGAGUACACUGUUGAGCUUCCUGGCGUCGAUGACAAUGAAAAGGAAGGCAUUGACAACGAGAUGAUCACACUGAAACCGCGCGUUCUUCGAACUCUCUUUGACCAUGUCAUCAACCAGAUCGUGGUCUUGGUGGAGAAUCAAGUAGACGAAGCACAGGUCGAUGGUCAGCGGGUCAAGGCUAUUCUCUUAGUUGGAGGCUUCGGCACCAACCAUUACAUGCACAAGCGAUUGAAAGACGCUCACAACAAGGAGGGCAUCGAAGUGUUCAAGGUUACGAAUGGGUGGUCUUCGAUCUGUCGUGGAGCAGCCACGUGGGGCGUAGAGCAUUCUCUAAACAACCCCUUAACUACGCGGACAGUGGCUGCCAGGAUAGCUCGUUUCAGCUACGGGAACUGUUGGUGUGUUCCGUUCGAUUCCUCUAAGGGUCAUCUAGACAUAGACAAGCAACGUCUGCCUGAUCAGAAUUAUGAGUGGUGGGCCGUAAACCAGAUGGAGUGGAUCCUGAAGAAGGGGGAGCGCAUACAAGACGGACAUCGCUUUCAUACAAGGUACCAUAGCAAAGUGCAGGAGAAACGACCGUUUGAAAAAGAGUAUGCAUUCGGAGGCCAGCUAUACUUCUGUGCCCAGAACGACCCACCGUCAAGAAAAACAGUCAGCGUCAAGGAGCUUUGUUCUGUGGCCUGGCGCAUUGACCGGGUCAAGUUGCUCAAUGAGCCUCUCUUCACCGACCGUCACGACAAGCAGAAUUAUCGAACUGCUAUUUUCGACCUACACGUGACCUUUGAAAGCGCAACGAUCCGUUUCGAGAUCGCAUAUAAGGGCGAGACGGUAGCCUUCACCGAAGCCAAAUACAAAGAAGACGAGCCGUUGUUCGAGGAGCCUCCUCCGCCUUAUGUGUGA
This is a messenger RNA of Didymosphaeria variabile, 1764 nucleotides long. RefSeq lists its product as uncharacterized. Lineage: Eukaryota; Fungi; Ascomycota; Dothideomycetes; Pleosporales; Didymosphaeriaceae. Bases 1 to 1764 code for a protein of 587 amino acids. The transcript is spliced from 9 exons. The record is from RefSeq and is a predicted model, not a curated record. Gene Ontology annotation, molecular function: ATP-dependent protein folding chaperone; ATP binding.